AUGUCGAUAUUUUCGUCGUUGAGAUACUGCCUGGGUGAAUCCCACCAGCAUGGAAACAUCUGGAUGGCCCUUGGUUUCAUCCCGUUCGGCCUCUUCUUCGACUUCAUGGAUGGGAAGGUUGCCAGAUGGCGGAAGAAGUCGUCGCUGAUGGGCCAGGAACUGGACUCUCUAGCGGAUCUGGUCUCGUUUGGCGUUUCUCCUGCAGUGGCAGCAUUUUCAAUUGGAAUCAGAUCGCCGGUUGACCACAUCCUACUCACGCUCUUUGUUCUCUGCGGUCUCACUAGACUCGCUCGAUUUAACGUCACUGUCGCAACACUCCCCAAGGAUAAGACAGGGAAGUCAAAAUACUUUGAAGGAACCCCCAUUCCAACAACGCUAGUGCUUGUGGGAAUAAUGGCGUAUUGGCUGUCUCAGGGUUGGAUUUUGGAAGAUCUUCCACUCGGUGUAAUGCUCCCAGGCACUGCGCUCGAAUUUCACCCUGUUGUUGGCAUGUUUCUUGUUAGCGGGUGCCUGAUGGUAAGCAGAUCUAUACAUAUCCCAAAGAUAUGA
Molecule: messenger RNA, 549 nt
Organism: Trichophyton rubrum CBS 118892
Lineage: Eukaryota; Fungi; Ascomycota; Eurotiomycetes; Onygenales; Arthrodermataceae
Product: CDP-diacylglycerol-serine O-phosphatidyltransferase
Exons: 2
Coding region: 1-549 (182 amino acids)
Biological process (GO): phospholipid biosynthetic process
Cellular component (GO): membrane
Molecular function (GO): phosphotransferase activity, for other substituted phosphate groups
Source: RefSeq, a predicted model, not a curated record